CACACACACACACACACACCUCACCACCCGGCCGGCAGCAAAACCAUGGAAGGAAGCAGGCCGCCGUUCCGAGCGAUCCGGCCGAGCAAAGGUAAGGGAGGCCAUCUUACAUGUGCCAGUCAAGCGGCCAGGCUCGCCCACAUCCUUACACUACUGUCGUCGCUGCUCGUUUCUUGUGGAGUCGGCACCAUCCUUUUGUAAUGAAACUAAAAUGGUUCAACAUCUCCUUUGGAUUGUCAUUGGAUAAACUUCUGUAUCGCAAUAUAAAUCUCAUGCAAGAGCGAUGAGAGCGGAGGAGAGCGAGGCGGAAACGAGGCCGCCUGAGGCGAUCGCCGAUCUUCCGCGGUCGGCGCGCUCCUCGCCCGUAGGCGGCGCAGGGGGGCCGGCACAGAUCGGUUCUUGUUCUCUCAGUCCUCGCGCGGUGGUGUCGACGAGAGGGAAGGAUGGGCCGACGGGAUCUGGCGGGGACCAUGUCGCCUCGCCGCAGCUUGUCAGCGGACGGGAGGAGAGACGAUGGAAUCAAUGGCGGGUUUCUUUUGCUGACAGGUCGGAUCCGGGCGUAUGGAUCGAAGGGCGCCUUCGAUUAACUUUGCCUUCGCGCUGGAUGGCGCUCCUCGAUCUGGAGAAUGAAGUGCUCGCCGGCGACUACCUUCCGGACGGCGACGUGAUUGAGGUGGGGUUUCAAUUCAAUUUUGAUUCUUAUAUCGUGGUUGUCGGCGAUUGCGUGCAGAUCGACGUACGCACAAAGGCAACGGAGAUGAUUGACUUGACGGGGUACAUGGCGAUGGCGAUGGUGGAGCCGGGGGCGUCGACAUCUGCCCGCGAAGUUGCUUCCGGUGAUCGCCGGAGGGUGGGUGGGAGAUUUUGGGUGCUGGCGGAUGAUGACAGCGGGGAUGACGAGGUAGAUGACGGGCGCUCCGGAGGAUCGAUGACCUGCUCGCCUACUCCCUCGGAUAUUCUUUGUGAGGCUUGCUCCGGCCAAGAUGAGGAAGAGGUGGCAGAGAUGGUGGAGAAGGUCGUCCCUCCCGAGGACCCGGCAAGGAACGGACUGCAGUCCGGCGAGAAGUUGGAGCUGCUCCGGCGUGUCGUGCAUCGGAGGAUGGCGUCGAACGCACCUCGGCCCUGGAGGGGUCCAAUUCCCAAGGUGAGUCUUCCCAAACUUACUGUUUUUGAUCUGGUUGCGCCGGAGGCGUGGACGGCAGUGGUCAGACGGCAGAAGGGCGGUCGUGCGGCGGCUGGCCGGUAG
Aegilops tauschii subsp. strangulata is the source of this 1246-nucleotide messenger RNA. NCBI's taxonomy places the organism in Eukaryota, Viridiplantae, Streptophyta, Magnoliopsida, Poales, Poaceae. The record is from RefSeq and is a predicted model, not a curated record.